This is a messenger RNA of Penaeus vannamei (Pacific white shrimp), 4458 nucleotides long. It is a transcript of the gene Set8, whose product is annotated as SET domain containing 8. The record is from RefSeq and is a predicted model, not a curated record. Gene Ontology annotation, biological process: regulation of DNA damage response, signal transduction by p53 class mediator; regulation of transcription by RNA polymerase II. NCBI's taxonomy places the organism in Eukaryota, Metazoa, Arthropoda, Malacostraca, Decapoda, Penaeidae. Gene Ontology annotation, cellular component: nucleus; polytene chromosome. Gene Ontology annotation, molecular function: histone H4K20 methyltransferase activity; protein binding; transcription regulator activity.
GCGCAUGUUUGAAUGGAGGCGUUCUCGGCGAGGAAAGGAACGUAUGCGAGGAUCGGCGCCCGAGACUCCCGCGUAUUAUGCACGAUUGCUGACUUAUCCGCCACGUUCUUGCGGCUCUAGUCCAUGGUGAGCCACCCCACGAGCCAGAGGAAUAGCAGCCCGAGGUCCAGCGCGCGCGGCAACAUGGCCAAAGGAAAGCGUCGAACUGACCGUAGCAGCAAGGAUGAGAAUGCUGUCCUUAGUCACCUAGACGGGCCAAAGGGACCCAAGGACUCGAGACUAGAGGCAAAAGUGGUCAACGGUUCCCUCUCCAAUGGCAAAUUAGGUCACACUGCAAGCACAACACAGAAGGAAACCAAGAUUACCACAUACUUCUCUCCUUCAAGGUCACCUCCAGCUGCAGAUGAUGCAGAGGGGCCCAGAGGCGAAACACAUGGUGGUGAUAGUUGUGAUAUGAACCCAGAGCUAAGUAGUGCCCAGUUGAGUCGUACACACCCAAGCUCUGCCCCAAGCACCCCAACCAAGAUGAUGAAUGGCCAUGCAGAAAGCGCAAAUCCGGUGACAGCCUUCACCACACCUCCCAAGCGCACAGUCUGUACCCGCAGCCAGGCCCUGAAAGAGUUGCAGCUCCAGAGCUCUCCCACAGCUCCUAGCUCUGCUAGUGUCCCCUCAAGUCCCAGCCAGGCCGGUGCAACGGCAACGACCCCUAUGGGCCCCAGCACCCCUACCUCACCCACUCCAGCCUCAGCAGGAGAGGAUGGCAGCAGCCCCCACACAGGGCCUCCCACACCCCACAAGAUCCAGGCACUCAACGAAGAGAGGCUGAGACUAGACUCGCCUCUGUCCCCAUCCUCAGCUUUGUCCAAGCUAAAGCUCUCCCUGACACCAAAGAAGCUAACUUUUAAUGGGAAGACUACAAAGGCUAGGAAAAAGCUGCCAGUGCAGAGCAACACCACCAGGACCGUUACACAUGCAAAGCCCGAAAAGCCAGCUAAGAGUACCACAACUACCAAGACUCAAGCCAAUGGCGAAGCCAAAUCAAACCUUCGCAGCACACAGAUGACGGAGUACUUCCCCAUAAGGAGGUCAGAGAGAAAGCCAAAGACCACACUGCUCCAGGAGCGGCAGAAGGCCAUAGAGGAGAGGAUAAUUAGUGGAUCUGAAGAAGGGUUAACUGUCAAGCAUUUUGGAGCAAAGGGUCGUGGUGUAAUAACAACAAGAAAGUUUGCCAAAGGAGAGUUUGUGGUUGAGUACAUAGGUGACCUUAUAGAUAUGCAGGAAGCCAAAGAGAGGGAGAAGAUUUAUGCACAAGAUGCCUCCAAAGGUUGUUAUAACUACUACUUCACUUUUCAGAAUCAACAGUACUGCAUUGAUGCAACAGAAGAGAGUGGCUACCUAGGGCGGCUGGUGAAUCACAGCCGAAACGGCAACCUGGUCCCUAAGGCAGUGGAAGUGAAUGGAAGGCCUCAUUUGAUCCUUUUGGCCAAGCACGACCUAGAGCCGAGCAUCGAACUCUUAUAUGACUAUGGGGACCGCUCGAAAGAGGCUCUGGAACAUCAUCCAUGGCUAGCUUCGUGAUUUCCAGCUAGGUGUCACUAGGGAGAGAUGGGUUUAAUAUAUUUUGUCAAUUUGAGGUUCACAGGGGUUCAGCUAGACUUGCUUGCAUGUUUUUGUUUUCUUGACAGUAUUAAAUAAAACUGCUUGAUGGUCAUCUCAAAAAAACUGAGAGACCAUAAGAAAAAUAGGAAAAAAGGAAGUUGAUAUUGUUAUGAUUUCACAUGCAUUUUCCUUUUCAUAUUUUCUCCUGCGAUGUUUGAAAAGGAAAAUGAAACAGGUUGUGCAUAUUGCCAUAGAAUAGAUAAGAUGGAUUUUUUUUGUGUUCUGAAAGGAUGUUAAGGUAGCUCGACCCCUGUGACCUGCAAGCUGUGAUGUGUUUGUCACCUCUACUAUACUGCCAGUCUCUGAUGCUCUUGUCCUUUCACACAGCAUAGAUUUAUCACAUCAGGUUGCCUCUUGAAGUUGGUCUGAUGGUGUGCAAAGGCUAUUAUUAUACUGUAAUUUUUAGGUCAGUAGAACUAUUUUGAAUUACUACUACUUGUAAUAUCUGUUUUAAUGAGAAGGGACUGUAUUCUCUCAUUUUUAACAGCUGCACUUUUGAGACCAAAUAGUUGUUAUUAUGGGUUUGGAAUUGAGCCAAGUGUGGAUUCUUAGGCUUUUUAGAUGCCUUUGGCACAAAUAUCAACAAACCUGCAAAGCUGUUGGACUCAGAAGAAGCCGCAGUCUUGCCUAUGCUUUUGUUAGCAGCAGGAUCAUUUGCCUGAAGAUUAGCAGUUACUUAAGAAAUAUUUAUAAUAAGUGAACGGUGAAAGAGAAACAGUGUGAGGCAGUACUUAUUCAUUGUGCAAGUGCAAAUGCAAGGCAGGUGAGAUGGUGAUGGUUCUGGAACGUAUCAUUCAGAACUUGGAAGUGAAUGAGCCGAGAUCCUCAAGAGAAAGGGUGUGACUGGACCCUGAUUUUUAUUAUUUAUUUUUGACUAGUGUAUUUUGCAGUACUACGUGUGAGCUGACUUUAGCAUUUAUACAAAAGACAAGAAGGUUUGGACUGUCUUGAGUUUUGAUCUCACGUUUUUCAUAGGUAGAUUGACUUUUUCAACAUUUAUUAGUGGAUGGAUAAUACCUAUGUCUCAAAUGGUGGUAAACAUCAGUGACGUCUCUAAUUUCAUUUCACAUGCUUUGUUGUCUUAACAACCAUCAUGCAAAGAAACUACUAGUUUUUAAACAUGUGGACAGCAGAGAAUAUUAGAUAAUGAGUUUGUAUAUUGUUUAGUCAUGUGUAUAGAUGAGUUUUAAAGUUGUGUACUUUGCCGGUAAGAAUGAUAUUUAAACAUGGAAAUCUAAUGUGCUUGAUGGCACCCAAGAAUGGUCUCUUGGAGCCCCCCUUGAGUGCAGAGUUCCUAUGUUGAAUUUAAAACUGUUUAAUACUUUAGGAGUUUGGGAUUUAGGGAAGAAGGGUUUGCAUUUCUACCUGUGACUAUCAGAGCCCAGCACUGUGAAGGCUGCAGGGAGCAUGUGAGCAUUGACCAGUUAUCCUCAAAGGGAUUGUAAACACUAAUGGCAGUGAUUGUGAAAUGUGCUGAUGAUGGUACCAAUGAUGAUUUUAGAAAAUAUAUUUUGUCAGAGGAGAGGAGAUGUAAUAUUAUUUAUAGUACCUGUUUCAAUAACAAUUUUAAGACUAUUUUCCUAAAUCCUCCUCAGAUUGUUGGUUAUAAUGUGUGUGCAGUAGAUGUUUUGUAUGUGUACAUCUGUGUGUGUGCGUGCGUGUGUGUGUGUGCGCAUGGUCUGUUCCUUGUGUGCAUAGUCAAAUCCCUUUGAGAAAUAAUUAGUUGUUCAUAAUCUGCAGUAGGAUCACCUCCUCUCUUUUGAAACCUGCCACUAUAAUGUGCCUCUUUUGAAGUCGAGGUGCAGAACAGGGAGUGGUAGCUUUGAAGUCUCUCAGGACAUGACAGGAUAUGGUCAGUGCACAGCUGCCAGUCAGUAUUCCUGCAUUUAGCCACAUGCCUUGAGUGGGCACUGGAUGUCUUCAUUUUGAAUGAUACAGCAAGGCAGAGGAGUAUAAAAACUGCCUUCCUGAAAUAUAACAUACUGUAAACAGAUUUUGUAAAGGUGAUGCUAAAAUGAGACACACAGAGUCAAAUCUUAGAGCUUUAAAAGAGAAGAGAAAGUGUGAAAUGAACUUCAGACUGUUGUUGGUGAGGAACGCCUUUUAUAGAGUGGUUGCUAGUGAUGUGUUGCUUUCCAGGUUUAGAAAUUUGCAGCUUUGAAAAUGAAGACUGUCUGGAAGAAAAGGAUGCCAUAAAAUUUUCUCAUUAUGAUUGUUCUAAAUUCAAGACUUCAGAAUUAUUACAUUUGACAUGCAAACAUGCCCAUUCAUAAACAUAUAAAUGAAAUGCUUAUAUAAACAGUUAUAUACACUUAAACAUUUGUAUGUUUGUGAAUAAUGUACAAAUACAAAAACUUGUGGGUAAACACCCUCUUGUAUAGAGAUAUUCUUGCAUGCACAAAUAUAACAUCUGAUGCAAACAGACACAAGCAUAUUAACAAACACAUAUUGGCACUUGUAUACAUACAAACGCAAACACACAUUCUUUGCUGCGUUUCUCUUAUUAGUACAAAUAUGUAAGAAAUCAUUAUUUUAGUUAUGAAAUAAUCAUUAUUAUAAAGUCAAAAAAAAGAAGGAAAAAAAAUAAAAAAAAGAAUCUCAGAAGUGAUAACACAUGGAUGGGAAAGGAACCUGUUAUCUUGGAUCUACACUUGCUAUUUCACUUCAGAGUAAAGAGUUGAUUUCCGCUGUUGAGAGUCUGAGCAGGGUAUGCUUUGAGUGAAGAUUAACAGUAUUCUGUUCAAGAGGAGGAGAAAAAAGGAAAGCAAAUCUGUGAGUUGGAUGUAGAGUGAUAGGAAU